GGUGGCCCGCAAGCAGGAGAGCACCAUUUACGCCGUCCGCCGGUCCAAGAGACUCAACCCUGAGCUUGGCCACUGGCUCUCUUUCCUUGACGAGCCGCCCCCCGAGCCCUCUGUACCCCAGGAGGCAGGUGAUGGCCGUGGCCCCCGGGACACCCUAGCCUGCCGAGAGCCUACACCGUGCCCAGCACCGGAAGGCUUCUCCACUGACGAGCCUGCAGACAAAGUGGAGGUGGGAGUCUCGGCACCACCCAUAGAGCUCCAGCCCCUCUCCCUGUGUUCCCCAGAGGACGGCGAGGUGGGCGACGGGGCUGAGAGCCAGCACUGUGCCCUCUUGGAGCAAGCAGAACCACCCCGGUGUCUCACGCUGUCCUUGGCACAAACCGAUCCAGCCUUUGGGAAGAGAAACUUUGAGCCGAUGUUGACUGUGGAGCUGUGUGGAACAGCAGGUCUCACGCCGCCCACCACUCCGCCGUAUAAGCCCGCUGAGGAGGACCUGUACAAGCCAGAUAUCCCCCAGGAGCCAGGGAAGGAGAACAGGACGGCCCCCACCGCUGGGGACACAGGGGAUGUGGCAGCGUCCCAGAAAGCCCCCAGGAAGCACCCUGAGAGGACAGAGCUCUUCGCCCACCUGAGCCGAGCCGCCGGGCGCCCCGCACUCCCCGAGCAGCAAGGUGUGCUCAAGCGUCCCUUCUCCCGCUCCUUUGGCGACCACGACUACUGCCAGGUCCUGAAGCCCGAGGCCACCCUGCAGAGGAAGGUGCUCAAGUCGUGGGAGCCCCUGAGCCAGGUGGAGAUGGAGCACAAAAGGAGGGUCCCAGCCACCCACUACCAGGGGCUGGACCUUGGCGGCAAGGAUGCAGGCGGCGAGGUGCUAUGGAAGGACGGCGUCAAGCAGCUGAGAGACCAGGAGAUCAGAGCCAGUUUAACGAAGCACUUUGGCUUUCUGGACAGUGCUUUUGACAACAAGGACAUGAUCUUCUGCAAGACCCCCGAGUACGACACCGUCUUUGAAGACAGCUGCAGUGAGAGCGGCUCCCCCGUGGAGGAGGAGGAGGAAGAGGAGGAGGAGGAGGAGCACGGCGACGCCAAGCUGUGUGAGAAUGGCAAGCAGUGUCAGGGCGGGAAUGGGCACCGGGGCCAGCUGGAGAAGAAACGGGAAAAGGCCAUCGGGGAAGGCCGGGUGGUGUACGUCAGAAACCUCUCCAGCAGCAUGAGCUCCAGCGAACUGAAGAAACGCUUUGAAGUGUUCGGUGAAAUUGUGGAGUGUCAGGUCCUGUCCAGGACUAACAGGUGGGUGGGAAGCGAACUGGGGCUGGGGGCUGCAGUGGCUGCAGAGCACNNCGCCUUAUCUCUGAAGAACGGCACCUCGCUAAGGAAGAGAAACGAGCCUUCCUUCCAGCUCAGCUCUGGUGGCCUCGGGCGCUUCUUCUGGACCAGAUACACUGACUUGGAUUGCAGUGUGGAGGAGUCCUCCCCAGCUCCAGUGAAAAGCAAGUAUGAGACCAUGGAUUUCGACAGCUUGCUGCAGGAGGCCCAGCUAAGCCUGCAUCGGUAA
Merops nubicus (carmine bee-eater) is the source of this 1555-nucleotide messenger RNA. It is a transcript of the gene PPARGC1B, whose product is annotated as peroxisome proliferator-activated receptor gamma, coactivator 1 beta. The transcript has 8 exons. Gene Ontology annotation, biological process: positive regulation of transcription by RNA polymerase II. The record is from RefSeq and is a predicted model, not a curated record. The annotation marks the transcript as partial. Gene Ontology annotation, molecular function: transcription factor binding; RNA binding. Lineage: Eukaryota; Metazoa; Chordata; Aves; Coraciiformes; Meropidae. Gene Ontology annotation, cellular component: nucleus.